CGGGGAGCCGCCCCGGUCCCGGACCCCGCCCGCCCGCCAGGUCAUCAUUACCAAAUGAGGAGAAAAGGACGAUGCCCUCGAGUCACGGCAGCGAGGCCCUCCCCUUCCCCGUGCGGAAUUAACCCGUCCCCGACCCGCGAGACGUUGACCUACGCCCAGGCCCAGAGGAUGGUGGAGAUCGAGAUCGAAGGGCGGCUGCACCGGAUCAGCAUCUUCGACCCGCUGGAGGUCAUCCUGGAAGAUGACCUGACGGCCCAGGAGCUGAGCGAGUGCAACAGCAACAAGGAGAACAGCGAGCGGCCGCCGGUGUGCCCGCGGGCCAAGCGGCACAAGCACAGCAAGGCCAAGCGCAAGAGCGAGGCCCCGCCCCCCGCCCCCGGGCCGGGGGGUCCGGCGGGCCCCCUCCCGGAGCCCAAGGUGCGCCUGGUGGAGUACAGCCCCCCGUCGGCCCCGCGGCGGCCCCCGCUCUACUACCGCUUCGUGGAGAAGUCGGCGGAGGAGCUGGACCGCGAGGUGGAGUACGACAUGGACGAGGAGGACUACGCCUGGCUGGAGCUGGUCAACGCCAAGCGCAAGAGCGCCGGGGCCUCGGUGGUCUCCCAGAACAUGUUCGAGUUCCUCAUGGACCGCUUCGAGAAGGAGUCGUACUGCGAGGACCGCAAGCAGGGCGACCCGCCGCCCCUGAUCGACGAGGACGCCGUCUGCUGCAUCUGCAUGGACGGCGAGUGCCAGAACAGCAACGUCAUCCUCUUCUGCGACCUGUGCAACCUGGCGGUCCACCAGGAGUGCUACGGGGUCCCCUACAUCCCCGAGGGCCAGUGGCUCUGCCGCCACUGCCUGCAGGCCCGGGCCCGGCCCGCCGACUGCGUCCUCUGCCCCAACCGGGGCGGGGCCUUCAAGAAGACGGACGACGACCGCUGGGGCCACGUGGUCUGCGCCCUGUGGAUCCCCGAGGUGGGCUUCGCCAACACGGUCUUCAUCGAGCCCAUCGACGGCGUGCGGAACAUCCCGCCGGCCCGCUGGAAGCUCACCUGCUACCUCUGCAAGCAGAAGGGCGUCGGGGCCUGCAUCCAGUGCCACCGGGCCAACUGCUACACGGCCUUCCACGUCACCUGCGCCCAGAAGGCCGGCCUCUACAUGAAGAUGGAGCCCGUCAAGGAGCUGACGGGCGGCGGCGGGGCCACCUUCUCCGUCAAGAAGACGGCCUACUGCGACGCCCACACCCCGCCCGGCUGCCCCCGCCGGCCCCUCAACAUCUACGGCGAGGCCCAGGGCAAGAACGGCCUCUGCCGCCGGGACGGGGCCGCCGGGGCCGGCCAGGCGGCCCGCUCCGCCUCCAGGGUCCGCAAGAGGGCCAAGAAGGCCAAGAGGGCCGCCGCCGCCGCCUCCGCCGCCGCCGAGCCCCGAGCCGCCCUGCCGACCGUGUCGGCGCCCAACAUCCCCCCUCAGAGAUUAAAUAAAAUUAUGAAUCAGGUGGCCAUUCAGCGGAAGAAGCAGUUUGUUGAGCGAGUGCACAGUUACUGGUUACUAAAAAGACUGUCUAGAAAUGGCGUCCCCUUGUUGAGGAGACUGCAGUCCAGCUCACAGUCCCAAAGAAACCCUCAACAGAGGGAAGAUGAUGAAGAAAUCCAAGCCUUAAAGGAGAAGUUGAAGUAUUGGCAGCGACUCCGCCAUGACCUCGAGAGAGCUCGCUUGUUGAUUGAACUCAUUCGGAAACGGGAAAAAUUAAAGCGAGAGCAGGUUAAGGUCGAGCAAAUGGCCAUGGAGCUCCAACUAACCCCGUUCACCGUUCUUCUGCGGGCCGUCCUCGAUCAGCUGCAAGAGAAAGAUCCUGCUCACAUAUUUGCCCAGCCGGUGAACCUGAAAGAGGUCCCCGAUUACUUGGAUCACAUCAAGCACCCCAUGGAUUUCUCCACCAUGAGAAAGCGGUUAGAGGCGCAGGGUUAUCGGAACCUCAACGAGUUCGAAGAGGAUUUCAAUCUCAUCAUCGAUAACUGUAUGAAGUACAACGCCAAGGACACGCUGUUCUACCGAGCCGCGGUGCGGUUGCGGGAUCAGGGGGGCGUGGUCCUGAGACAGACCAGGCGCCAUGCCGACGGCAUCGGUUUCGAUAAUCAGACCGGAACACACUUAGCCGAGCGGCCCAAAGUGGAGCCCCCUCGGCCUUUCUCGUGGGAGGACGUGGAUCGGUUACUGAAUCCCGCCAACAGAGCGCACAUGACCUUGGAGGAGCAGCUGAGAGAAUUGUUGGAGAAACUGGAUCUCACCUGCUCAAUGAAGUCCAGCGGGUCGAGAAGUAAACGGGCAAAGCUGUUAAAAAAAGAAAUCGCCGUUAUCCGUAACAAGUUAAGCCUACAACACAACCAGACUCCUCAGAUAGAAUCAGGUAUCGGAAGCUUCGAAGAGGAAAGCGCCUCCUUAGAACCCGAAGGCGAAGAAGAAGGAGAUAAAUCUCCCCCUAAACUUGAACCAUCAGAUGCCUCACCUCUUCCUUCAAACUCAGAGACUAAUUCAGAACCACCAACCCUCAAACCAGUAGAACUCAAUCCAGAGCAGAGUAAACUAUUCAAAAGAGUAACAUUUGAUAAUGAAUUAUAUAGCACUUCCAUUCAGAAAGAAAUGGUUAAUGGACACCCUCCAGAACACAUUCUGGACAGUAAUCUCAAUGAGUCGGCAGUUUCUGCAGGCGCUGAGUCAUCAAGGGAUGUAAACAGACGUACAUCUGUUCUCUUCUGCAAAUCGAAAAGUGUAAGCCCCCCAAAGUCUGCCAAGAACUCUGAAACCCAGCCAACUUCUCCACAGCUAGGGACCAAAACCUUUUUGUCUGUAGUCCUUCCAAGGUUGGAGACACUUCUGCAGCCACGGAAAAGGUCAAGGAGUGCUUGUGGAGAUGCUGAAGUGGAUGAUGACUCGCCCGGAAAACGCCUGGAUACAGGUCUGUCGAACGGGUUUGGAGGGGGCGGGAGAGACCAAGAAUUAGAUGAGGCCCCCGGAAGAAAAGUUGAGCCCCGUCGCCGCUGUGCGUCCGAAUCGAGUAUAUCCUCAAGCAAUAGCCUGCUCUGCAACUCCAGCUUUAACCUGCCAAAGUGCGGCAAGGGUAAGCCCGCCCUAAUACGGAGACACACGUUGGAAGAUCGAAGCGAAUUGAUAUCGUGCAUUGAGAACGGAAACUACGCGAAGGCGGCGAGGAUUGCAGCAGAAGUCGGGCAGAACAGCAUGUGGAUCUCGACCGAUGCCGCCACUUCGGUGCUCGAGCCUCUCAAAGUGGUGUGGGCCAAGUGCAGCGGCUACCCCUCCUACCCCGCCCUGAUCAUUGACCCCAAAAUGCCUCGAAUCGCCGGUCACCACAACGGGGUCACGAUACCAGUCCCUCCCCUGGAUGUCUUAAAAAUCGGAGAACAAAUGCAGACCAAAUCUGAUGAGAAGCUUUUUUUAGUUUUGUUUUUUGACAACAAAAGGAGUUGGCAAUGGCUUCCAAAGUCCAAAAUGGUCCCCCUGGGGGUCGAUGAGACGAUCGACAAGUUAAAAAUGAUGGAGGGGCGGAACUCCAGCAUCCGGAAAGCCGUGAGGGUGGCUUUCGAUCGGGCCAUGAACCACCUGAACAGAGUCCACGGGGAACCCGUCAGCGACUUCAGCGACGUCGACUGAGACCGCCGGCCGGCCGGACCCGGGGAGGGCGGCGCUCCACACCCUCACCCUCGCCACCGCUGGGCAGAUCGUUCGGGAGAUGUGCUCGGGGCAGCCGCCGGGGGCUCGGUGGGCAGGCCCGGCCCGGCCCCCAGGCCGCGCCGGGGCCCGAGCCGGUCCUCCCCGUUCCGCCGAGGCGCUCGACGCGUCCUGUUCAUAGUGUGCAUAAACUGUACAUAGCUGUAUAUUGUCCAGAACUUAACUUAUUCUGAUUUUUAGCAGUCGGCCCUUUCGUUCAUGCGUUGGUUCUUCCUUUCGAUUCUUCUGGGUUCCGUCUCCCCAUCCCCCGACCCCCGUGUGAGGAGGGCUUUUUUCUUCUCUCUCUCUCUCUCUCUCUCAUUUCCAUAUUUUCCACACGAAACCAAGCGAGAGUACCUGAGCCCUGACCUUCCCAGCCCGGGACGGCGGUCCGGACGGCGGAAAGCCAAAAACCAGGAAAAUGUCGACAGGCGUAGCCCUCCGUUUGCCGGAAUGCCGUAUUCUCCAACAUGGUGCUGCUUGUAUUCUUUUUCCACGAUCUGUAGGGCUUUUUUGUUGUUGUUUUUUUUUUCCUGUUUGGAAGACUUUUGAAUGUUGAAUAAUUUCUGUAAAUCACACUCUUUGCACAAAGUACCGCAUAUUUAAAUAAGAGGGAUGUAAAUUUACAGUGACGUGUAUUUUAAGGAAGGAAAUGACUUAUUUUGAAGGGUGCUUUGUGGAAAGAGGUGAAGGGUCAGUUUAUCGUAUGUGCACCACUUGCGAAUCACCAAAAACACUCAUUGCUGCCCCAAAUGAUUCUUCUAGGGAUUCUCUUUUCCUUCUGGUUUGUCCUCCGUCAUCCCCUAACUUGGCUUCGAGCCUCUGAGUUCUUUCUUUUUUUUUUUCAAAAAUCGCCUCCCUUCUCUCUCCCAUAGAUUUUUUUUUUUUUUAAUAGUUGUGCCUCCCUGUUUAUUUAUUGUAGAAAGUGUAUUAAUUUGCUUUAUAAUGAAAAAUAAAUUUGAAAAAGUAUAUUGAUAUGCAUUUUUAUACAGGCACAUGAGAAUUCAACUUGCUUUGGGAGAAAAAUGUAUUAGAGUUUGUUGUAUAAAAAUGACUCGAUGGCUUGUGUGUAAUUUGAUUUUUUUUUUUUUUUGUAACUCGUAAUCCUUUGUUUACAAUGAGGGGAUUUAUGUAACUCGGUUUUAAUUUAGAACACUUUGGUAGCAAUAGAAACUUUGGAUACAUUUUUGUAUGGUACAUGUGAUGUAUAUAGAAUUAGUACUUUAUUUUUAUUUUUAAGAGGUAAAGCAUUAUGUUAGGGUAAAAAAAGGAGGGCGGGUUUCCAGAGCUGCAUUUUUUUAUAUUAAAAAAUAAAGUCAAGAUUUUGAU
Ornithorhynchus anatinus (platypus) is the source of this 5034-nucleotide messenger RNA. RefSeq names its product bromodomain containing 1 (gene BRD1). The record is from RefSeq and is a predicted model, not a curated record. Gene Ontology annotation, biological process: regulation of transcription by RNA polymerase II. NCBI's taxonomy places the organism in Eukaryota, Metazoa, Chordata, Mammalia, Monotremata, Ornithorhynchidae. Gene Ontology annotation, cellular component: MOZ/MORF histone acetyltransferase complex. Bases 55 to 3648 code for a protein of 1197 amino acids. The transcript is spliced from 13 exons. Gene Ontology annotation, molecular function: protein binding.